AAAUUGUACAUCAAAUUUUCAAUUCUAAAUGGAAUUUUUCCAGAAAGCGAAAUCCGUUAGGCUAAAGAGCAACCAUGACAAAUUCUUACACGCUGAUCCUGAUCAAGAAUGCGUAUACCAAGAUCGCAGUGGAUCUACAAGGACCGUUAAAUGGACUGUCGAAUUCCCUGAAGGAUUGGACAAUGUGAUCCGUUUAAAAAGUAUUUAUGGAAAAUACCUAACGGCUUUAGACGAUCAACGUCUGUUCGGGGUAACGGGUCAGAAAGUUGUCCAAAGUUUGCCUAGUAAAUUGGAUUCAUCAGUUGAAUGGGAACCUAUAAAAGAGGGAUCUGUGGUGAAGCUGAAAACUAGAUAUGGGAAUUUUUUAAGGGCAAAUAGUGGAUUACCUCCUUGGAGGAAUUCAGUUACACAUGAUAUACCUCAUAGACAUCAAGAUUGGAUCUUAUGGUCAGUUGAUACUGUUGAGGUACUGCCUGAAUUGCCUGAUGAAAGCGUUUCACACUCAGAAUCAGUGGGUGAUGAUGAUUUGAGCUUAUCUUUUCGUCUUACAUCUGCUAAAUUUUCCAGGACUCAGUCUGUGAAAUCCGAAGGUAGGCUUAUCUAUUACCAUGUGGCGGAUGAAAAUGGAAAUGUGAAUGAUUCAGCGGAAGGGCCUUCUUUACAGUUCAAAGGGCAUGGACUAGAGGAACUGACUCGAAAGUUGGAAGAAGAAACAGGGCUAGAGAAGAUUAUUGUUUGUUCGCGUAACAAAUUCAAUGGGAAUUUAUAUCCUCUCCGUUUAGCAUUACCUCCAAACAAUGCAACUAUGCAUGUUGUUGUAAUGCCUGCAUCGUCUAAAGUGGCAAGAGAGCUGACGGCAGAUGUUCUUACAUCCAAAUGGUCGGUGUUGAAGACUCUAUCGUGAAACAUUUUGCUUGCCAACAAGAAAGUAAUUCAAAAUCUUCUCCAGAACCAGAGGUGGAUUCAAGAUUUGAAGUUUAUAGGUUCAUAUGUGACCUCAAGUUAAUAUAAAAUAAUAAUUGGGUUCAUAGUCAAAUGUUUAGUUGAUUUUGUAAUACAUAUAGUACACGGACAAAAGCUAUUGUGUUUACGUGAACUAGUAGACAACACUCUAGAUCAGUUCCUGCCGGACUGUAGGCAUUUCUUUCUUCUUUUGGUAUAUAUUAAGUGAAUGUAAUGCAACCAAGAGACGCAGAUUCCAGUUGAGAGCAUUAUUUAUUUGUUGAGAGUU
Molecule: messenger RNA, 1231 nt
Organism: Solanum verrucosum
Lineage: Eukaryota; Viridiplantae; Streptophyta; Magnoliopsida; Solanales; Solanaceae
Exons: 3
Coding region: 29-904 (291 amino acids)
Source: RefSeq, a predicted model, not a curated record